ACUUAAGUUUGGAGGAAAUUGUAUGACUUCAAAGUUGCAAAAGUUCAACGAGUUUUGGUGAAUGAUGGUUGAAGAUUUCACAUUUUUUGUCCUGUUUUAGAGUUUUAAUAUGUCGUAACUUUCUCUUGUUUAUGUGAUACAUUUUUAUAAAAGACUAGGUUCAGCAAGGUUGAUUUCCGCCCCUGGCAGCAAUGGCGUCCAUUCAGGCAUCAUCAAGGAAGCGAAAAAACAAAGGUUUAGGAGAAAAGAACAAGAGGAAGAAGAAGGAUCAGGAUCUCUCUGAUGUUAGAAAACUCGGUCAACAGCUUCUUUCAUCCAGAGCUCAUAUUAAUAACCUCCCUCUCCUACUCAACUUUCUCAGUCCAACCACAUCUUAUCCCCCUGAGUUCCUCCUUGAAUCUCUUCUUUCUCUUCAAUCCUUCUUCACCCCACUCCUUCCCCAACUCCCUUCUUCUUCUGCUAAACCUACAGAAGAUCCAGAAUCUAUAUACCAGAUAUGGGUUCGUUCUAAAUUUGAUGAAUUCGUUCAAUGCCUAAUCCAGCUUUCAGUUUCUUCAACGACUUCUGAAGAAGCUCUCAGAGAAGUGGUGCUGGAUACUUUGAUGGAGUGUGUCAAGAUUGGAAAUGCGGGGAAAUUUCAUUCUUCUAUAUACCAAAAGUUCAUCUAUAGCAUGGUUUACUCUAUUGCAGAGGCUGAUACUUUGUUAAAUUUGCUUGUAUCAAAGUAUUUCAAGUACAUUGAUGUCCGCUAUUUUACUUGCAUAAGCCUGGAAAAGCUAAUUCGAACUCUUGAUGUCAAAGACUGCUCUGAUGUCAGGCCUAAGACGGAAGAUACAGAAAAUGAAAGUCCGGCAAGAGCCAGUGGGCAGCUUUUAAUCCGCAAUAUACAUCAUGUAAUAUCUAAGAUCCCGACUCUGGAACAACUUGAUGAAAAAUCUGAAUAUGAAGUAUGGAACGAGUCUGGUGUUUUCACCAAAGAGGGUGCAAAAGAGUCCAAGAAAAUUAAGAGAACAGAAGGAAAAGAUGGCAAAGUCAAGUCCAGCAAGGGCGUUUCAUCUUCGGUCAAGAUUUCCAAAAAGAUGAAGCUGAAGUUCUCUAAAGCAUGGAUGGCAUUUCUUGGAUUACCCCUUCCUAUUGAUGUGUACAAGGAGGUUCUUGUCACCCUCCAUCAGGCAGUAAUCCCUUAUUUGUCUAAUCCCAUUAUGUUGUGUGAUUUUUUGACGAGAUCAUAUGACAUUGGAGGGGUUAUUAGUGUCAUGGCUCUUAGCAGCUUGUUCGUUCUUAUGACAGAACAUGGUUUAGAGUAUCCCAACCUCUAUGGGAAGCUUUAUGCGCUUCUUGUACCCUCUAUUUUCAUUGCAAAACACAGAGCCAAGUUCCUCCAGCUUCUUGAUUCAUGCCUGAAAUCACCGCUUCUUCCAGCUUAUCUGGCUGCUUCUUUUGCUAAGAAAUUAAGCAGGCUAGCCCUUACGGUUCCUCCUUCAGGAGGCCUUGUGAUUAUUGCUUUAAUCCAUAAUCUUCUACGAAGACAUCCUUCAAUCAACUGUUUAGUGCAUCAGGAGGACAAUGGUGAAGUGGCCAAGGAUGUUUCGAGCAUUAAACCAGGCAUUGAUCUUUUUAACAACGAGGAAACGGAUAUUCUCAAAACCAGUGCCAUGAGGAGUUCUCUGUGGGAGAUUGAUACAUUGCGCCACCACUACUGCCCCCCGGUGUCAAGAUUUGUUUUGUCAUUGGAGAAUGAUUUGACAGUUAGAUCCAAGACAACUGAAGUUGCUAUUAAGGAUUUCAGUUCAGGCUCCUAUGCAACAAUAUUUAGAGAAGAGAUACGACGGAGGGUUAAACAGGUUCCAUUGGCUUUCUACAAGGCAAUACCAACUUCAUUGUUCUCAGAGAGUGAUUUUGCUGGUUGGAGUUUUCAAUCAGACUGAUAACACAGAAGCAGUCAAGAGCCAUGAUUUUUCCUUCUUUAUUUUAACAUUUUUACCUUUGCUAGGGUUUGCCAACAAACUAUUUCUUGUAUUUACUUUGUACUACAUUUCAGUUAUUUAGAUGAUUCUG
Cynara cardunculus var. scolymus (artichoke) is the source of this 2058-nucleotide messenger RNA. RefSeq names its product nucleolar complex protein 4 homolog B. The transcript has 15 exons. Gene Ontology annotation, cellular component: small-subunit processome; Noc4p-Nop14p complex; nucleolus. NCBI's taxonomy places the organism in Eukaryota, Viridiplantae, Streptophyta, Magnoliopsida, Asterales, Asteraceae. The coding region runs from base 192 to 1928 and encodes 578 amino acids. Gene Ontology annotation, biological process: ribosome biogenesis. The record is from RefSeq and is a predicted model, not a curated record.